Molecule: messenger RNA, 1526 nt
Organism: Hemicordylus capensis (graceful crag lizard)
Lineage: Eukaryota; Metazoa; Chordata; Lepidosauria; Squamata; Cordylidae
Gene: TNFRSF25
Product: TNF receptor superfamily member 25
Exons: 7
Coding region: 1-1194 (397 amino acids)
Biological process (GO): signal transduction
Cellular component (GO): plasma membrane
Molecular function (GO): protein binding
Source: RefSeq, a predicted model, not a curated record
AUGCAUGCAGCAUCCCAGGCCUGCUCUGAGGAGCCGUGCACGGUGUCCUGGCUGGGGGCCGGCACACACAGACGCUUUGUGGCCCGUCCCUCUGAGCCCCUCCCGCCCGUUCUCCCUGUCUCCCAGGCCUUCCUGAUGACUUCUGCGAUCGCAGCCUGUGACUGCCACGUCCUGGGCAGCGUGAGCGGAGAUGGGCUCAAGUGGGCGCCCCGCGACCUGCAGAGGCCAAGGGGGCUGCUGGGGGCUGAACGGCAGCGACUGUCUCUCAGCCGGCAGAAGAGGAGCAAAGACAACACUUCGUGCUCGCAAGGAUUUGAGAGGAAGUCCCAAGAUCGCCAGUACUGUAUCCCUUGCCAAGAGGGUUAUUACCAGCCUUAUGUCGACGUCGACCAACGGUGCCGGCCAUGCACGCUGUGUGUCGGUUAUCAGGUGGUGAAGGAAAAGUGUACGAAAGAGCGCGAUGCCGUGUGUGGCUGCAAGACGGACCACUUCAAGGAGAAGAAUUUUUAUGACUCGGAUUUUGACUGCCGGCCGUGCAGAAACUGUUCUGCUCAGCACAAGAGAACCGAGAAGAACUGCUCGGAAGAAGAAGACGCCAGAUGCGGGGCCUGCCUGCCUGGCUACGUCGAUGAGGGAGGCACAUGCAAACCGAAACCAGAACCAACAACAACAACGAAACCAACAACCGGGAAUCCUGACAUCCAAGCCUGUGGGGCGGAAUCCUGCAAACCAGAGGACCCCCCGAACAAGGACUCCCUCUUCCUGGUCCUGCUGGGCCCCCUGCUGGUGGGGCUUCUCCUGCUGUCCUGCAAGUGGAGGAGGAUCCGCUGGCCGUCCGCCGCAGCUGGUAAACCCCCCCAUGCCUGCCCCCCUCCGCCCCUCCCUCGGGCCAUCUUGCCGCUGGACCCUCUCCGCCACAGUUCGGCCCCGCAGGGCAGGCAGCUGUACGCCAUCAUCGACGUGGUGCCCGUCCGCCGCUGGAAGGAGUUUGUGCGCGGCCUGGGCCUGCGCGACGGGGAGAUCGAGGCGGUGGAGGUGGAGCACGGCCAGCUCCGCGAGCAGCAGUACGAGAUGCUGAAGCGCUGGCGGCAGCGCCCGGGGGCCACGAUGGACGCCGUCUUCGCCGUGCUGGAGGAGAUGCAGCUGGGAGGCUGCGCCCAGGAGCUCCGGGAAUCGGUGCCGCCCAACCCCUGAGGCGGGGGGCAAGGAGGGCCCUUCCCUUCCCGGCGACACCCUCGGGCCGGGCCAGCCUUUGUGGGAGCAGCCAGGAAUCCGAGCAGCUGUGCCCGCAGGAGGACCCCCAGAACCCGGGGGGGGGGGUCUGCUGCUGUUGCACACCUCUGCUCUGGAGGGAGCUGCAGCCAGUCUGGGAGACUGGAGACCUGGCCCCACCGGGAGGCUAGGCAGGGGCCAUUUUUGCACGUGAUCGGAAAAAGGUGUAAACGGUGCUCCCAGGGAAGAUGGGCCUCAACGUCGGAUCUUUUAAUGCACCUGUUUUAACGCGAGCACACGUGCCUGAGGCUCAG